GCGCGAGUAUGGACACGGUGACGGUCGUGUGUAUGGAGCUGCACAAUAAAGCAACCGGACAUCGGAUGUCGUGGAAUGAGAAGGCUCUGAAGAAAGCUUGCAAUGAGUAUCUACGUAAGCAUCUGGCGGAUAUUGUCAACGUGGUUCCCAGGAAGUUGGAAUACGGUUUCUCCAGUGAAUACUCGGCACAUGCAGAAGAAAUGUCCAUAAACGAACUCUCGCCUCCGAUCCUCAUCUGCAUCUUGACCAGCGUUGAUGCGGAUAAUCAGCUUCGAUUCUCCUGGGUUUGCGCUUUAUGGAGUGAGAUUGGCGGAAAUAUCAGGAUAAGCGGCUCGUCAUCCUGGAUAGCGCGCAGAUUUGGCCAAGAAAGCCCUACGCUCACGAAUAUUAUAUCGAGUUCGCUUACCGCCACUUUAAGCUUCAGACGACGCUGGACCGUACCAUCACAAAGGAAACUACACGACUGGCGCUGAUGGACGACCGCGACGACUCUCGAUCCGCGAUCAAUCUCAUAAUGAAAAUGGAGGCAGUCAAGGUUGUUUUAGAAGCCAAGGGAUCUCGCCUGUCCUCCAUCGUUGUGCGGUACAACGGUAGUGGUGUUGCGGAACGCUCGGAGACAUUUCUGGCCGUCGAUGUCGACGAGGAUACCAUGCUUGCUAACGAGGAUGCCAUCGAUGUCAACGACGACCAGUACAUACUGCGCCACGUGGUCGACGUGUUGAGAGUAUGCGACGAGCUGACCCUUGUUAACUACAAGCCGUCCAAGUCGAUCACGGGUUCAGUGUGGUACAUGCUCUCUGGCUCCAGCAUAACUGUACCAAUGUCACUGAUGGCCCGCUUGCGCUCUGACCAUGACAAGAUUGAUCUGGGUGUGACGAUUCCGUUCCUGCGGUUUCGCGCUGGGGAAGCCGCUACGGAACAGCGCCGGCGCUUUCUGGCUGCGGCCAAUGACAACUGUCCGGCCGUUGGUGAAGCUGUGCAGCAGAAGGUCACUACCUUGUUUGCGCGAUGGUUGGAGAAACUGGGUGAUCGUGAAUGGAUCGGGGUUUGCCGAUUUCUCAAGCUGUUCAACAGUCUGGGACCCGAUGACAAUCCGCAUCGAUGGGACACGAUAGAUCGAUUUGACCUAUCCCAGUUAAAUAACUUGACCUUCGCAGCACUGCAUGGAUGCUUCAGAGACGGAAGACGACACCGAAAGUGAAAAUGACAUAGUCAGUUGGCGUGUCAGGGUGUUAUACUGUAUUCGUUAACUGCUGGCUCGGUUGUUUUUGUCGCGGUAAUCAUGUCGUUCUGGUUCGAUCAUGGGAAGUUUGUUGUCCUUGAAACGGUGUGAAAAAUUUUUCCGGUUAAA
Paramacrobiotus metropolitanus is the source of this 1351-nucleotide messenger RNA. RefSeq lists its product as uncharacterized. The record is from RefSeq and is a predicted model, not a curated record. NCBI's taxonomy places the organism in Eukaryota, Metazoa, Tardigrada, Eutardigrada, Parachela, Macrobiotidae. The coding region runs from base 473 to 1201 and encodes 242 amino acids. The transcript is spliced from 4 exons.